AUGCAGGACACUAGCGUCGAGGUGCAUAGCAAGUUGAAGGAAUCGUCACAACAGCAGGCGGACGCUAUCAGUAGUCGGAACGAACAGGAGUCGGCCUUCCUACAGCUUCCCGGCGAAAUCAGAAACUACAUAUACGGUUAUGUUCUUGGAGGAAAUCGCUUCAUCCUUGAUCAACCUGACGUAUCGGUGCCCAAAGCCACGGCAGUACUCUGUCCCGACAAUGUCCAGCCCGCAUGCGAACUUCUUGGUCUGACUGAGGUGUGUCGCCAAACGCGAUCCGAAUCUGCGCCCAUGGUCUUCUUUCUCAACAAGUUCACCUUGGAUAACGAUCCUGAACCCAAGUCCGUCACAUUCGCGAAUAUUCUUGGUGCUUCCCAGCGCAACCUCAUCCAGCAUGUCGUUAUAGAUGCAUGUCAUUUUGAAUGCCUUCUAGACUCGGUAGAUGCUGCCCUUGAAAACUUCCAAGGCCUCAAGCGGGUCACAGUUGUAGCUUCAUGGAUGGGGGUGGAAACAGAAGAGACAGCAUACGCUCACAUCAAAACAAUCGUUGAGAAACGAGCGGGAAAGGAUCUUGAGGUUUUUCUCCAAGACAACGUUGUGAAUCGUUCAGAUUGA
Molecule: messenger RNA, 615 nt
Organism: Dothidotthia symphoricarpi CBS 119687
Lineage: Eukaryota; Fungi; Ascomycota; Dothideomycetes; Pleosporales; Dothidotthiaceae
Exons: 2
Coding region: 1-615 (204 amino acids)
Source: RefSeq, a predicted model, not a curated record